GGCCUUGGGGAGGGGCUUAGCCCAACUACCCGACUUCCGUGACACUGUAAACACAGAAAGACAAAGUCCAUUUGGAUGGAAGUGGGAGCGGAGUGAAAAGGGCCAUUUUGACUCAAGGGUCCAAGGAAAUGACUGGUCUGACGGCCUGGGAGCCAGGGUUCCCAGGUACGGCCGCUCACCUUGGGACUAGCAGGGUUUAAGGAUAACUCUGGGGCCACGAUGGCCAUGAUUCUCACAGUGGACCCCAGAAUUCUGCAUUAUGAGCAAUGUCAGGUGCCACUGGACUUGUUCUGAGACCCCUUCCCUAAAGGAUGGCCAAGGGGCUCCUGGUGACCUAUGCCCUCUGGGCUGUAGGGGGCCCUGCUGGGCUCCACCACCUGUACCUUGGACGGGAUAGUCACGCACUGCUCUGGAUGCUUACCCUUGGGGGUGGUGGCCUGGGUUGGCUCUGGGAGUUUUGGAAGCUACCAAGCUUUGUAGCUCAGGCCAACAGAGCCCAGGGGCAGAGGCAGAGGUCAGGAGGAGGGACACCCCCUCUGAGUCUCAUUCGCUUUGCUGCCCAGAUGAUAGUGGGCAUCUAUUUUGGCCUUGUGGCUCUAAUUAGCCUUUCCUUCAUGACCAGCUUCUAUAUUGUGGGCCUCCCACUGGCAGUUGGCUUAGGGGUCUUGCUGGUGGCUGCUGUUGGCAACCAGACGUCAGACUUUAAGAACACUCUUGUGGCGGCAUUUCUUACUUCCCCUAUCUUCUAUGGCCGCCCCAUCGCCAUCCUGCCCAUCAGCCUGGCAGCCAGCAUCACAGCCCAGAAGCAUCGCCGCUACAAAGCUUCAGCUGGGUCAGAGACGCUCAGUGUGCGGCUCUACCGCCUGGGCUUAGCUUACCUUGCUUUCACCGGCCCGCUAGCAUACAGUGCCCUCUGCAACACAGCUGCCACCAUCAGCUAUGUGGCAGAGACCCUUGGUUCCUUCUUGAGUUGGUUCAGCUUCUUCCCCCUCCUUGGCCGCCUCAUGGAAUCUGUUCUCCUCCUGCCUUACCGAGUCUGGAGCCUGCUCGUGGGGGAUCCUGGCUUCAGCAGCAACUACUUCCAGGAGUGGGAGAAGCUCUAUGAGUUUGUUCGCAGUUUUCAGGAUGAGAAGCAUCAGCUGGCUUUCCAGGUUUUGGGUCUCGUAGAGGGGGCAACAAAUGAAGAAAUACAUCAGAGAUACCGGGAGCUAGUGAAAAUCUGGCACCCUGACCAUAACCGGCACCAGACAGAGGAGGCUCAGAGGCACUUCAUGGAGAUCCAGGCUGCAUAUGAAGUCCUGAGUCAGCCCCGGAAGCCCAGGGGAUCCUGGAGGUGGGGAUAAACUUCCCUUUAAGGAUGGACUCUUCCCGUUAGAGCUGGGUGGCUUGUCCCAGCACAGCUUUGCCCAUGCAAGGCACCCAACAGCAUUAAAGAAACUGUAGGCUUGUAGUGGAGAAGAAAUACCUUAAAGGUGUGAGAAAGCUAUUGUGAUGGAAGAAUGUAUUUAUGUAUUGAAUUUCGGAGUUCUUGGC
Hipposideros armiger (great roundleaf bat) is the source of this 1533-nucleotide messenger RNA. It is a transcript of the gene DNAJC22, whose product is annotated as DnaJ heat shock protein family (Hsp40) member C22. The record is from RefSeq and is a predicted model, not a curated record. Bases 312 to 1343 code for a protein of 343 amino acids. Lineage: Eukaryota; Metazoa; Chordata; Mammalia; Chiroptera; Hipposideridae. The transcript has 3 exons. Gene Ontology annotation, cellular component: membrane.